Messenger RNA from Aspergillus wentii DTO 134E9, 2436 nucleotides. Its product is annotated as FAD-dependent oxidoreductase. Bases 1 to 2436 code for a protein of 811 amino acids. Gene Ontology annotation, molecular function: FAD binding. The record is from RefSeq and is a predicted model, not a curated record. The transcript has 5 exons. NCBI's taxonomy places the organism in Eukaryota, Fungi, Ascomycota, Eurotiomycetes, Eurotiales, Aspergillaceae.
AUGGCGUCGAAAAACUUCAAAGUCAUCAUUGCCGGUGGUAGCAUCGCAGGCCUAUCCCUGGCCUUGAUGCUCGAAAAGAACGGCAUCGACUAUGUGAUACUCGAAGGCUAUCCUAGCAUCGCACCCCAAGUUGGCGCCGGUCUUGGAGUUCUUCCAAAUGGCCUGCGCGUCCUGGACCAACUGGGCUGUUAUGAGGCAGUGAUGGAAAUAGCCGAACAUCCCAUCGACAGCUUUUAUAUGCGAGAUUCCCAGGCUCGGAAGUUCUAUUCUUAUGAGGCCCUUGGCAAGAAUUGUAUAGAGGGGCAUGGAUAUCCUAUUGUUUUCAUCGAUCGUCGGAUGUUGAUUCAGAUUCUUUACGAUAAGAUUGAAGACAAGUCCAAGGUUCACACUUCUGAGAGAGUGGCCAGUGUGGUGAAUAGCGACUCGCAUGUCACUGUCACUACCGAAGGAGGCAAAUCCUAUACAGGGGAUAUUGUCGUGGGAGCAGACGGUGUUCACUCGACUGUCCGCCAGGAAAUGUGGAAAGAAGCCAACAAAUCUGAUCCAACGUGGAUAGAUCCGGCAGAGAAAGAAGCUCCUCCCGCGACCUACACGUGUCUGUUCGCCAUAUCAAGAGGCGUCCAAGGGCUUGACAAGCACUCGAUUACAUCUGUCUUGAAUGAGGGUUUCUCCCAUUUCGUUGUUGAUGGCCCUGGCGACAGGACAUACUGGGGCUUGUUCCAGAAUAUCGGAAAAACUGUCCACGGCUCAGAGAUUCCACGAUUCACCAAAGAGGACGAGAAGAAACUUGCCAAAGAACACUGGAACGACCGUAUCACGCCCGAUGCGCGGUUUUCCGACCUUUACGAAAACAAGAUUGCCUCGGUGUAUACGAGUCUGCCCGAGUAUGUGUAUAAAAAGUGGUAUUUCCAGAGGAUCAUGACCAUUGGCGAUUCCAGCCACAAGUUCCAUCCGCUCACCGGACAAGGAGGAAAUAACUGCAUAGAAACAGCCGCAUCUCUCACCAACCACCUCAUUGCUGCUCUUAAAAAAAGCCCAUAUCACUCACUGUCCACGGCGGAAACCUCCUCUAUCUUUGAGAAAGUCCAACGCCAACGUGAAGAUCGUGUUUCGGGCUUGAUCAAAGACUGCCAUGCUCGACAGCGCCUGGAAGCCCUCGAAACGCCGUUGAUGAAACUCAUCGCUAAAUACGUCCUUCCAUACAUGUCUCAUCAGACAGUGCAGCAGGGCUUAUCGAAGGCGUAUUGUCCAUCCGUUUCGUUGGACAUGCUCCCCAUGCCCAACAGGCCCCGGUCGAUUCCUUACCAUGAUGAACUGCUGCGGAAACCGACGACAAGGGGGUAUAUCCAGACUUUGAUUUAUGCCGCGUUCAUUCUCAUGGCAUAUGCUGCUCAUCGCUUGUUGUUUGUCGCUGGUGAUACGAAUGGUACCUGGUCUCUGGUCCGUGAUUCUCUCCAGGCAAAGUCGAUCAUCGAAAUGGAUACCCCCCUUCGCCAGGUGUACACUGGAGCAAAAGGCAUUGAUAUGUUACUUCAAACGUUGAUCACACUUUUCCUCCCGGUGGUUCAAAGUCCAUCCACGCCAGAACAACCAUUACAACUCCUCUACUUCCUGUCCGCCGUGUUGCCAUUGAUUGCGAUAAUCAUGGUGGAAGCCUAUCGACAAAGAAACAGCUGGACUCUUCUUGCAAGUCCCAUCCUAUGGGGUGUUGCCUUUCAACUUCGCGGAAUUGGGUUCAUCGCUCCGAUUUACUUCUUAGUGACCGCAUUUACGUCCCGUCAGAAAACGUACUUUUUACCAACGAGUAGAAGCGUUUCAACAUUAUCAGCCAAAGCUAUCCUUCCAGCCCUGUUGCUGGGAUAUGUAAUUCCGACGAUGCUUAUGUUCUUCCCAAUUGGUGAUACCAGUACCCGUCAGGCUAUCUUUGCCAUGUGGCAGCCAUCGCCGGUGGUGGUCGUUAUCCUAACGGAAAUCUUCUCUCGAGCUAUCGGAUGGAUGGAUACAUCGGAGCAAAAGAACGACAGCGAGACGAGCAAAAACAACGAUCUUCCCCAUCUUGCCAGUAUCUACAAAGGAACCGGUGUCACCGCGGCCUGUUUGCAUCUUACGGUUGUUUUCGCUUGCCUGGUAUCCGACAACCUCUCCCUUACCCGCUUAUUCCUCCCACAGGACUCAUUUGCCCCUGUUAAGACAGUGGCAGAAGGAGCUUUUAUCUUCUUCCAGAACGACUUCUUGGUCUGUGCUCUUGCUGCCUUUUUGGGAUCCUGGGUUAGCGUUUGUGAUAUGUACAGAGUUGGUGUUUCGAACGUGGGUUGGUUGAGUGCUCUUGUUGGAUUAAUUGCUGGUUAUUGUCUCGUUGGACCAGGCGCAACCAUUGCGGCUGUUUGGUACUGGAGGGAAUACAAGAUGGUCCACAAGGAUUCCAUCAAGGGGUGA